Molecule: messenger RNA, 2220 nt
Organism: Girardinichthys multiradiatus
Lineage: Eukaryota; Metazoa; Chordata; Actinopteri; Cyprinodontiformes; Goodeidae
Gene: arl15a
Product: ADP-ribosylation factor-like 15a
Exons: 5
Coding region: 1-630 (209 amino acids)
Molecular function (GO): GTP binding; GTPase activity
Source: RefSeq, a predicted model, not a curated record
AUGAAAUAUUCCAAAGUACGUCCGAGCUGCUUUACAUUCUUUGAUUUGUGUGCUUUAUUUCAGUGUUUUCGGGCACUGUGCUGUAAAGGACCCCCUCCACCAAGACCAGAAUACGAUGUGGUGUGCAUUGGGCUAACAGGUGCUGGAAAGACCAGCUUGCUCUCGCGGCUCUGCAGCGAGGGCAGUGACGGCAUCGUUCCUACGACAGGUUUCAGCAUCAAGGCAGUGCCAUUUCCAAAUGCCAUCUUAAAUGUAAAAGAACUUGGAGGAGCUGACAACAUCAAGAAAUAUUGGAGUCGUUACUACCAGGGGUCACAGGGUGUAAUCUUCGUACUGGAUAGCGCAUCAUCAGACGAGGACCUUGAAGCAGCGCGGAAUGAGCUCCACUCGGCUCUGCAGCACCCUCAGCUCUGCACGCUGCCCUUCCUUAUUCUUGCCAAUCACCAGGACAAGCCUGCAGCAAGAGCGCCAAAUCAGAUAAAAAAAUACUUUGAGCUGGAGCCUCUGGCGCGUGGAAAGCGUUGGAUCCUAGAAGGCAGUGCCACCAACGACAUGGAGGCAGUGAAGGAGAGUUUUGGUCAGUUCAUCAACCUGUUGGAGGACAAGGAAACGGAGCCCGCGAGGAUAUGAUGCUAACACACGUUAGUGGUUUUCGACUGCCACAUCCUGCCGGUGCCCACGUCCACACACCCGAGCAAGCGUAGACACAAACACACCGAAAACGCAACAGAUGUCGGCCACUCUUUGUGAUGAAUAUUGUAUGUUGUCCUCCCUCUGCCGCGGCCUCAGUUUUCACAUCGGAAGAGUGAGCCGGAGCAUCAGUCAAGCAGUGCAGACUGACAGAAGAGAGCCACCUUUAAAACCACCCAGGCACAGAGAAAAGUCCCUGGAGUCUGCCAACAGUAAAAACAUUGUUUACUACUGUUUGUGCCAUUGUGAUAUGAUCAAAGGCACUCAGGACAUUUAGCAAUUCUGUAGUCAGCAUUUAACACUAACACACUCUCUUAAACGAGCACACACACAGACAGACAUGAAACUGAGCGGAGCCCACAUUGAUAUGUUUAGCAUCUCCACCUAUUGCUUUGCAGGAUGUUUGAGUGAGAACGGCUGAUUUUCUUUUCCAUUGAGAAGUACGGCACUGCUGUUAAGUGUGCUUCUCCCUUUGACUCUCCAACAACACAUGCUGUUGUGUGACCGGAGUGCAUAGUGUUAAGCCCUGCCUUCUGUACGGUAGUUACUUGUAAUCUGAGUAGCCUAGGCUGAGUAUCUCAUGGACUAUUAUGUACAUGCAAACAAGCAUUUUGCUGUGUAACCAUACACAAGUACAAACUACUAACUGACUGACUGAGAGCAACAUUGGGAGAAUGUCUGAAAGCCUUUUAUAAAUGUGCUAUUUAGGUUAUACUUUAUAGCUAAUGUAUAUUAACCUCAUAAAGCAAUGUUCUGAUUAUUUUUUUUUUUAUAUAUAUAUUUGUCUGUCUCAAAUCAAAGACCAAAAAACAGAAGAAAAGAAAACAAGAUGAUUGAUUGGGGCACAACAUGGAGCAUUGUGAUGAAUUUUGUCUUUGUAGUGUUGACCAAUGUCAGGUUUCUUUCAUUUUUACUGUAUUUCUUUUCCUUUCCUUUCUUAUGUGACACAACCUCAACAACACUGGCUGGUGACUGCAGUUUCCCAUCAGGCCGGAAUAUAAACUAUCAAUCAGCCGCAGCAACAGCUGCAUCUGACAAGUCCCUGUCCGACACCCUAAUGCUUUCCAACUGUCUGGAGACCCCCCUCCAACCCCCUGUCUGCUGUUUAUCACGCAUACACCCCCCACCUCGUCCCGAGCAGAUCAAACUGUGCUCCACUUUCCCGUCGCUGCUCCAUGAGCUUUUUUAUCCUCAGAUGCCGUUUCAUGUGGACUCCAUACCAUUUAGGACGAGUCGCCUUCAUUGUGCCACAGGUGUUGGUGUUAUCUCCAAGAAUGAAAAAAAAAUCUGGUUUGUUUAUUUAGUUGUCAUUGUUUUUCUUAGGUUUUUAGAGUUUUGAUUACUCCUUGUACCUGAUAGGAAAACUGAGUGAAAUUGUCUGCUUGAAUGCAAAAACGGAUCUUUAAAUCAGGGAUUAAACCAGAAUUGGACUUUUUUUUUAUGUCGUCUGCUCACAACAAUCAUAAAUAUGUGCAUUCAGCUGUGCAUUGUGUCCAACGUUAAAAUUAAACUUUUAAAAUUUAAAACAAA